This is a messenger RNA of Synchytrium microbalum, 903 nucleotides long. RefSeq lists its product as uncharacterized. The record is from RefSeq and is a predicted model, not a curated record. Lineage: Eukaryota; Fungi; Chytridiomycota; Chytridiomycetes; Synchytriales; Synchytriaceae. Gene Ontology annotation, molecular function: protein binding. The transcript is spliced from 3 exons. The coding region runs from base 1 to 903 and encodes 300 amino acids.
AUGGACGAAGUUAUGAUGCAUUCACCAGUCAGCCCGACGAAAGCCAGCAAUAUUAACGAAUUACCUAUCGACCUCUUCGAACAUAUCCUAUCGUUUUUAGCAAGUGAUACGAGAAAUUUGUUACCAAUACUGACAGUCUCAAAAUCAUGGCACUGUGUCUCCCUCCCGAUAUUUACCAAAUCCCUCCGUUUCGUGUCCGUCAGACAGCGUCAACGCUUCCAAACCCUCCUAAAACCACCUCUCCAGCCUGAAAACCCGUCUACUCCAACAACCACAAGCAACGAUGACUCGGAAUGGGUUGUACGUGCUCGUCGUGGAUCGUCUGAAUCUCUCCAGACAAACAGCAAUGGAAAUAGCGUAUUUGAGCCCUUGAGUAUCCAUACGACGCAUCUCGAUAUGGGAUUGAACCCACUGCCAAAAAAAUUCACGUCGGAUGUGGAUGUCGCUUUGCCAAGUCCGAGUCCGGUUGUUACGAGUCCUGAGGGACUAAGUGAGAGAAGUUAUGGAAAAAGUUGGGAGAGUCGGUUUAUUAGUCCGUUUUUGGAUUUGGUGUCUGAGAGGUGUCGGAAUUUGCAAGAACUCAAUCUCGGAGGAACAGUCUUUUAUGAUCAAGCAAUCUCUGAAGUCCUCCGCUCAUGCCCCAACCUGCAAAAACUCGAACUAGGAUGCUCAUCCAUAAAACAAGCGGGCUUGCUCUCCAUAACUGAAUGCGGCAAGAACCUGAGAUACUUGGGUUUGACGGGCCUUUUCCGAUUCAGGAGAUUACAUCAAGAUGUGUUUGUCGAGAUUGUUGAAGGUUGUGUGAAUCUGAGAUGUGUUGUUAUAAGAGAGUGUCCUGAUUUGGAUGCUGAGGUUGUUGCGAGGGUGCAGAAGGAGAGGCCGUGGUUGAGGAUUGUUACAUGA